UUUACUUUCUGUUUGAAGUUUAGAUCUCAAAAAGCAACGAAUCCCGAAUCUAAUAAGUUACUUUGGAUUCAUCCUCCAACCAUUGACUUUAUCUUGUUUCGGCAGAAACUUCAACACUUGGCUUCACAUGACAUGACACACUCGGAAUCUAAAACCACCAUAGCUCCACUCUUCUACUGCCACUUGCUUGCGAAGUUGGAACAACCAUGAUGCUCCACUCAGCUUUUCUAUCAUCUGGCUUUGUUGUUCACAUAUUGCUCCAAAGCGUGUUCACUCAACAUACUCACAGUUCUUGACAAUUACUAGUUUGGAUGGGAAGGACAAACAUUGAUUUGGGUUUCUGUUAAUGGCAUCUAUUAGAAGAACUUUGUCUCCAGUGCCUCGAGCCGGAGGCGUGGCUAAUCUAGAAGUGUGUUCAGUAGGAUCUCCCUUGUCUAAGUCCUCGUCGAGUCCUCAUAGCUCGUUUGGCUCACUGGACUCCCGGGCUUUCGUUCUCGGCGUUUUCUCGCCGAGGUCUUUGAGGGCACUUGAGAGGUCAAAGCCAAAGGGCCAGCUCUGGAGGAAGGUGCUUUUGCAUUUUUUCAUUUGCUUCAUGAUUGGUGUUUCCAUUGGAUUCAUCCCUCUUGCAUCAAGGAACUUGUCCACUAGUCUCAUGCCAAAGCACCAAGCAUUCUCUUUUGAAAAUACCAAGAUAGAUUUGACUUCAUCAAUUAAUGAGACCACGGAAUUUAAUGCUACUUUGAAUUUAGCUGUGAAAGAACAGCAACAGAUAGAUAAAGUGAGAAAUGAUGUUUCCAAUGACAAAUUACUCAAUGAAGAGCCAUAUUUGGAAUCUCAGAAGCUUCUCAUAAUUGUGACCCAAACAGUAACCAAUCCGUUUCAAGCAUAUUAUUUGCAUCGGUUGGCGCAGACUUUGAAAUUGGUCUCGCCUCCAUUGUUGUGGAUUGUUGUUGAGAUGACUUCCCAAUCUGAAGAAACUGCUGAAAUCUUGAGGAGUAGUGGGAUUAUGUAUAGGCAUCUCGUUUGCAAGUCGAAUGUAACAGACACGAGCCUUCAGGGCAUUCUUCAAAGAAAUGUUGCACUGUCUCACAUUGAAACUCACCGGCUUGAUGGAAUUGUUUACUUUGCAGAUGUUGAUAACAUCUAUUCAGUCGAGAUCUUUCAGCAAAUCAGAGAGAUAAGGCGGUUCGGAACAUGGACUGUAGCAAAACUAUCAGGGGAUAAAGGUAGCAUUGUCUUACAAGGGCCUGUUUGUGAUGGAGCUCGAGUAAUCGGAUGGCAUGUCAAUGAAUCGAAUAGGAGAUCGAAAAGAUUUCACAUUGAGAUGCCAGGUUUUGCCUUCAAUAGUACGAUACUCUGGGAUCCAAAGAGGUGGCACAGACCUACACUUGAACCUAUCAGGCAGCUAGACUCAGUUAAGGAAAGUUUUCGGGUUAGCACAUUGAUUGAGCAAGUGGUCGAAGACGAAAGCCAAAUGGAAGGCUUAAUGAACAAUUGCUCUAGUGUUAUGGUCUGGCAUAUUGAUCUUGAACCAUCUCAUUCUUUCUAUCCACAGAAAUGGAUGAUCAAGAACUACCUAGAUGUCAUUCUUCCACUUGUGUGAUAUUCUUGAUAAAGAAGCAAUCAAGCAGAAAAUCUGCAUAUUUAAUCUUCGUGCAUUGCAGGGAAAAAUAUGAAGAAUUGUGGUGAAUGUUGGUAGUAGCACAAUUGUGAGUUAUGAAAGGACUCCUACAAGUAGUUCAUAGUUCAUUGUAUUCCCCCUAAAAUGUACAUUAUAUCAGAGUUUGUAUUAGUAGUCCUUGUUCAUUCAACAUUUGGAGCAUGUUUCUCAAUUGUAAGAGUUCAUUGCAGUGCCAUAAGGAAAGGAAUGUUCCAU
Molecule: messenger RNA, 1876 nt
Organism: Arachis stenosperma
Lineage: Eukaryota; Viridiplantae; Streptophyta; Magnoliopsida; Fabales; Fabaceae
Product: probable beta-1,4-xylosyltransferase IRX9H
Exons: 5
Coding region: 347-1603 (418 amino acids)
Biological process (GO): glucuronoxylan biosynthetic process; plant-type secondary cell wall biogenesis
Cellular component (GO): Golgi membrane
Molecular function (GO): galactosylgalactosylxylosylprotein 3-beta-glucuronosyltransferase activity; xylosyltransferase activity
Source: RefSeq, a predicted model, not a curated record